Linum tenue is the source of this 1632-nucleotide messenger RNA. The record is from the annotation of a GenBank genome assembly. Lineage: Eukaryota; Viridiplantae; Streptophyta; Magnoliopsida; Malpighiales; Linaceae.
CUCGAAUUCACAAUCGAAAGCUUUUCUAAAAUCCCGUCAACUCAAGGACGGGAGGGGAGGGAGCAGGCCUGCGAGUGUGACUGACCAGCGACGGACGGUAGGAAGGGAAGCGCAUUGGCAACGGUGGCCGCAUUCGAAAGGCCGUCGGCGGCGAUUUCACUUUCCUCCGGAAUCACUCAUUUGUUCCGCAUUUUGACGCCGACCCAUUUUAUUCCCUUUCAAUCUCGCUCAAACCCUACCCACCAUUUUCCUUUCCCUUUGUCUUCCACGUUUUAGGGUUCUCUCCUUUCCUUCUCACUUUCUCCUCACCAGUAGCUCUAGCAAUGGCAGAUCUCCACCCCAAAUCGGACAUUUCCUUCGUCGAGAUUUUCUUGUGCAGCGCGUUUGCUGCUUGUUUUGCCGAGUUCUGUACAAUUCCAUUAGAUACUGCUAAAGUGAGGCUCCAGCUGCAGCGUCAGACUGCUCCUGCUGGGGAUGGAGGAACAAGUGUACCUAAAUACACAGGUCUGUUGGGCACCAUGGUUACGAUUGCACAGGAAGAAGGUUUAUCAGCACUCUGGAAAGGGGUUACUGCCGGACUGCAUCGGCAGUUUAUCUAUGGAGGCUUAAGGAUUGGAUUAUAUGGACCCGUGAAAUUUUUUCUGACUGGCACUAGUGGAGUUAUCCCCCUAUACCAGAAAAUACUUGCAGCUUUGAUAACAGGGGCAGUAGCCAUUAUUGUAGCCAAUCCCACGGAUCUCGUGAAAGUCAGGCUUCAAGCUGAAGGGAAACUACCACCUGGUGUACCUAAGAGGUAUGAUGGAGCAUUGGAUGCUUAUCGUACUAUAGUGAAGCAGGAGGGACUAACUGCCCUGUGGACUGGACUGGGGCCGAACAUAGCAAGAAAUGCCAUCAUAAAUGCUGCUGAGCUUGCCAGUUAUGAUGAAGUGAAGCAGGACGGUGUUCUUACUCAUAUUCUAGCUGGCCUAGGUGCUGGUUUCUUUGCUGUGAGCAUAGGUUCACCCAUUGAUGUGGUGAAAUCGAGAAUGAUGGGAGACUCUUCGUACAAUAGUACUGUAGAUUGUUUCAUCAAGACCAUUCAGAAUGAGGGGAUUUUUGCCUUGUACAAAGGGUUCUUUCCCAAUUUUGGCCGGCUAGGAUCUUGGAAUGUUAUAAUGUUCUUGACGCUGGAGCAAGUAAGUUGGAUUACAAGGGCAAUGAACCAACCACACAAUCUUCUCUAUUUCAACCACUGAACUGCUUUGCUGCCAUUUGCUUUCCAUGUGGAUUCAGGUGAAGAAAAUAUUCAUCAGGGAAGUAUAUUACGAUUGAGCACGACAAGGUGGUAACUCUUUGGCAAUUAUGGAAGAAGUCGUUACUACUUCUUUGCCAGUAGAUUAAAGGUUCAAAUUAUUGAUAUCAGCUCCUUUUGAUGGGAGCGAAAUAACACAUCCUACAGGCGAGAGAUGACACCGCUGUCGCUGCAGAGUAGAUGUUGUAGUAUAUUUGUUUACCUCUGUAUCAUUUAGGUAUUGUGCUCUCAUUUCUACCAAAUUCAAUCCGAUUGUUCCAUUCAGAAUCUUGCAUGUAAAACAAACCGGGUUAAUUGCAUUGUUGGUCAGUGAGAUUACAAAAAAAACGUUCAUGUUUGGU